Molecule: messenger RNA, 1805 nt
Organism: Ilyonectria robusta
Lineage: Eukaryota; Fungi; Ascomycota; Sordariomycetes; Hypocreales; Nectriaceae
Exons: 4
Coding region: 109-1632 (507 amino acids)
Biological process (GO): quinolinate biosynthetic process; NAD+ metabolic process; L-tryptophan catabolic process
Cellular component (GO): mitochondrial outer membrane
Molecular function (GO): FAD binding; kynurenine 3-monooxygenase activity; NAD(P)H oxidase H2O2-forming activity
Source: RefSeq, a predicted model, not a curated record
CCCCAAUCCAAGUCCGUUCAAGUCCGUGGCGUCCAUGUCGCAAGCGCAAAUGUGACUGUCGUUCGAAAGGUUUUGUUUCCGUUCGUCCUUUACAACAUCCGAUCAACCAUGGGAAAACCUCAGAAGAUUGUCGUCGUCGGUGCAGGACCCGUCGGGUCGUUGGCGGCUUUGUAUGCUGCACAGAGGGGCCAUGACGUUGAGGUCUAUGAGUUACGACCUGACCUCCGGGAUCCUGGCACUAUCCCCCUCAACUUCACUAGGUCUAUCAACCUCGCGAUUUCAGAGCGCGGAAUCAACGCCAUGCGCCAUGCCGGCCAACCAGGUCUCUUGGAGCACGUCAUGGCUACCACUAUUCCGAUGAGAGGACGUAUGAUUCACGGACGGCGACCAAAUGGGACGUUGUUCGAACAAUCUCAAGACUAUGACGCCAAGGGCAGGGCUAUUCAUGCUAUCGACAGAGCAGGUCUUAAUAAGCGAGUCCUUGACAUUUUGGAUGACAUGCCCAAUGUCAAAUUAUUCUUCAACCACAAACUUACAGGUGCCGACUAUCGCACCUGCAGGGCCUGGUUUGAGGUUCACGACAACAACUCGGACAAUGAAUCCCGUGACAAGGAGAUUGACAUUCCUUUCGACCUAAUGAUUGGAGCUGAUGGCGCUCAUUCCGCCGUCCGUUAUCAUUUGAUGAAGUUCACACGAAUGAACUACCAGCAGGAGUACAUUGACACCCUGUGGUGCGAAUUUCAGCUUAAACCCGUUCCCACGGAUGAAUCGGCCGAUCCUCUCUCGAAAUUCAAGAUCUCUCCCAACCACUUACACAUCUGGCCGGGCAAGGAUUUUAUGUUCAUCGCAAUUCCAAGUGAUGACGGAUCCUUUACUUGCACACUCUUCAUGCCCAGCAAAGACUUUUCGGAUCUUGAGAACAACCCGUCCAAUUUACCUACAUUCUUCGACCAGCAUUUCCCUGGCGUCACCAGCCUGAUUCCGGCUGAAGAGCUUAUCCAGUCCUUCAACACAAACCCUCAUCUCCCACUCGUCAGCCUGAAGUGCAAGCCAUAUCAUUAUGGCUCCUCCUGCGUUGUUGUCGGAGAUGCGGCCCACGCCAUGGUCCCGUUCUAUGGACAAGGCAUGAAUGCCGGGAUGGAGGAUGUGCGGAUCUUGUUCUCGAUUCUCGAUAAGCAUGCCCAGAUGGACGAGACCAAUGACCCGGCCAGCGAGGCGACUACCUCAGCGACGCCUGCCUUCCAACGAUCUCUCGCACUCGCCGAGUAUUCCGCUCUCCGACCAGCCGACGCCCACGCCAUCAAUGACCUCGCGCUGCAGAACUACGUUGAGAUGCGCUCAUCCGUUCUUUCCACCCGGUAUCGAUUGCGGAAGUUCCUUGAAGAGUUCAUGAGCGUCCACUUCCCCACCCUUGGAUGGCAAACCAAGUACUCGAGAGUCAGCUUCAGCAACGAAGGAUAUUUUGAUGUCAUUCGCAAGAGCGACGCCCAGGGCAGGACGCUUGUGCGGACCUUCUUUGCACUGGUAGCAAGCCCCUUUGCAGUCACGGCGGCUCUCCUCGGUUACAAGUACCGGCGAUCACUUGGCAACGUCCUUCACGCCCUGCGAACGUUGGCAGAUGGUCACCCCUAGCGAAAGUCAGAGAGUGUCAAUUUCCAUGCUUCUUGCGCUAGAUUGAUUGGAAAUUUGAACUGCAUAUUGAAUCAUGUUUGACGGAUAAGCUAGCCCUCCUCACAGCAGUCACAUUGUACAAUAGGGGGGGGGGGGGGCGCAUUUUGGUCAUCGCACAACUGAAAUGAUCAACC